AUGACUCUCUACAACGUCACCCUCAAAGACUCUGUUCCUCCCGAGAAGCUGGAAAAAGCCAAGGAGGAAGCCCGUAAUAAUGGCGGUACUAUCAAGCACGAAUAUACCCUGAUCAAGGGAUUCACUGUCGAGUACCCCGACGACCACAUCUCCGUCCUCGAGACCAACGAACACAUCCAUGUUGAGCAGGAUGGCAAGGUUUCCACUCAGUGA
This is a messenger RNA of Talaromyces rugulosus, 213 nucleotides long. RefSeq lists its product as uncharacterized. Gene Ontology annotation, molecular function: endopeptidase inhibitor activity. NCBI's taxonomy places the organism in Eukaryota, Fungi, Ascomycota, Eurotiomycetes, Eurotiales, Trichocomaceae. The record is from RefSeq and is a predicted model, not a curated record. The transcript is spliced from 4 exons. Gene Ontology annotation, biological process: vacuole fusion, non-autophagic. Bases 1 to 213 code for a protein of 70 amino acids.